CACCGUUUCCUGUACGUCCACGGUUGUCUUGCAGGUGCUCGCGUCGUCCACGUGCGUUUCAUGGGCGAUGUCUUUCGGAGGCUGCCACUGCUGGUGCUGGUCGUCCUCCUGCUUGUCCUCGUAGUGCUCUUCCACGUCUGUGUCGUUGGCAUCGUUCCGCGACGUGGGCGCAGGCGACGGUGUGCAAAGAAGGACGUCAAUAUGGAUGGGCGGCAGGCGGUUUGCAGGUCUGUAGGGGGUGAGGGUGGUGGCCAACGGGCCGGGCAGAGCCCGUCUAGAGGUUCAAGGGCGGUGGAGCGGUCGGAGUACGCGCACCUGCCACCGCACUUGCAGCCUUUGCCGGACACAUCGGAUGAGGAGGAGGACGACAGACGUUCACGUGCCGUGCCGCUGGGAAGCGGGUCUACGCAGGAGUGGAAGGCCACAGAGCUUUGUGGAAGCCGCGAGCCCAGUUACGGGCAGUCGUACACCCAGCUCCUCCAGCAGGGCCUGAGCCGCGACGAAGGAAAUGGAGGUGUGAAUCUGAUGUUCGGUCUGUGCAGUGGGAGGUCGUCGUCUUCGACGCGGACAGUGCAAGUCGACAACCGUCCCGAUGACGAUGGCGGCCAGGUGACGGUUGUUGCACGACCGUCGAAGUCUCCAGCGUCGUCGGUCUGCGUGGCAUCGGGGAACAACAGGGAUCCUCGUACGCAGCAAUACAGGGCGCCGUCUGCUUCAAGGGGUGCCUCAGCUCGCCCGUCGUGGAUGUUGUCCCCGUCUCCCCUGUCCGACAAUUCGAGUGCGGCUCGCAAUCGGGGGGAAUGCGGGGAGCAUGAUUGCGGGAUCGAGGAAAGAGGUGACGGACGCGACGGGAGGGAGGUGUGGGAAGAACAGCGACGGAUGCUCCAUCCGCGACGGCAAGAAUCCAUAACACGGGGCGUGCAGCGACUACGAGUGGUGGACGACGAAAACGACGGCGACACACCUGAUGUCGGCGGCAACGACCAGGACUUGAACGACGACGACUGCGGGGUUGGGGAGGACGACGCAGGUCAAGUGUUGCCAUCCAAGCAAAGCACCAUGGGGGGGAAGGGCAGGAGGGCGAAGGUGUCUGUUUGCAACGGUCGGCGGGGGAAGAAGGCGAUGGGGAAGGGGAGCGGUGUCAAAGCUGGCGGCGAUGCAGAAGGCGGUCGGAAUGGGCACCGCGUACGCUCGUAUGAAGUCGCGAGAAUGGAAGUGGUUGGAUGUGAAGCAAAGGCUGAAGAAGGUGGGCGUGGAGAGGGAGGCAGAACGGUGCGGGGAGAAGUGGGACAAUUUGAUGCAGCAGUUCAAGAAGGUGCACCAGUUUCAGGGAAACAGGACUUCUUCCAGUUCACAGGGAAGGAGCGGUUGUCGAAGGGCUUCAGUUUCAACAUGGAUCGUGCGGUUUACGACGAGAUCCUGGGGUCGACUGCCAAGAGCCACACCAUUAACCCCAAGAACGUCGCAGACACUGGUGCUCCGGGGGGUGUGCGUCUGCCGUCGGUGAAUUCUGGUGAUCCGGAGUCUGUCGGGGAUCGGGACGCUGCUGUAAUCGCAUCCAUGCAUCGCUCGUUCGACGCACGUCGCCACAUGGUGCAGGCCGCAACUGCCAUCACGGACAAGCUGGUGAAACCCCCGAUCACCUUGCUGGCCCCUCCACUGUACAUCCCGGACUGGGCGUCAAUCGGCGUGAAAUUCUCGCACGACGCCACUUUGUCUUCCCCAAUGGAGGCUCAAAAGCUCGAUUGGUUGGACACAGGGCCACCGGAAGACGGCAAUGACGCCGCUGUGAACGACGAUAUGAGCGCGGGGGGUUCAUGAUGCCUUUGGGAGCGCAGGGAGAAGUUUGAUGAGGUGGGUGCAUGUGUGCACUUUCGUGUACAAUUAGAACAGGCUGUGCGCCAGGGUUUGCUGCUAGUGCGGACGACGUCGGUGGUCGUUGGGGGUGGACGUUUCUAUAUCCGUUGUCACAACAGCAAGCGCGUGAGAACACGAAAAGAGGACGACAAUAAGAAACGAAGAAUGAAGAACGUCGAAGGAAAAAAAAAAAAAAAAAAAACACACACACAAAACAACAAAACAACACGUCCGUGGAGACAGAGCGUGGAAAACGAAACGGGUCAUUAAUCAAUUUCAGUGAAAAGA
This is a messenger RNA of Chara braunii, 2145 nucleotides long. The record is from the annotation of a GenBank genome assembly. NCBI's taxonomy places the organism in Eukaryota, Viridiplantae, Streptophyta, Charophyceae, Charales, Characeae.